AUGGCUGGCGCAAGUGCAGAGAUAGAAAGAAUUGUUAUAGAAUUGCUUAAAGGUGCUGGGAAAAUUCAUUGGGUGGGAGCAGCACUUUCUAUGGUGGGAUUUGUAUUGGAGAGAUGUAUUCAGACUUCUCACAACAAAAGUGAGUGCCUUGAAAUUCUGAGAAGGAUGGUUAAUCUUGGAAAGCAAAUUCUGCAGUUGAAUGACCAAAUGCCAGACCAGAAGCAAAAACUCAAUGAAGCAGUCCAAUGCAUUGUUGUAGGAUGCACAAUGUGCGCUUCCCAACUUACAACAACAAGGGUUUUUAGGUUUCUUACUGCUUCAGUGAAUGCCGAUAGUAUACAGAGUUUCCAAGUCAAAAUAGACCGCUUGUAUAAUGACCUUGUACUGUGGGGUAUAACUGACAUGGAGAAAAGAUUGACAAAGAUUGCUCCGCAGUCACAGGAACUCUAUGCAUACCAAACAGCAGUCGGAAUUGAGAGUGGACGAGAAACAGUAAUCCGACUGCUAGAUUUGGAAGCACAACAUUCAUCAGUACAGGUAGUGGUUGUCUAUGGAUUAGGAGGGAUGGGCAAAACGACACUUGCUGAUGCCAUUUAUGCAAACAUCGACCUCCAAAAUUAUAAGCAUUGCAGAAUUCACAUGGAACAAAAUUGUACCAAGAAUGAUCUUAAAGUCCUUCAAGAACAGAUUUUGAAUGGAUUGUUCCACCAGAAUGUGAAAUUGACUGACUCUCACCAAGGUCAGGGAAUGAUCUGGUCUUUCUUCAAAAAGAAUCCCAAUCAACCUGUAUUUCUAUACAUUGACAAUGCUCUGAAUAAAGCAGAUUUGAAACAACUUCUACCUGCAGAAUUGGGCAGUUGCCUUCCACCCAAGAGCAGAAUUCUUGUCACUACGCGAAAUCUUCAGGAGACGGACAUCUUUGUCGACAGGAAUAUCCAACGCCGAGAAUAUGCGGUGAGUUUUCUCCCACCGACAGAGGCCAGAAAGAUUUUGUUGAGGAAAGCUUCAGAGUACAAUGAUGAAAACAACAUAGACGCUCUGCUCAAGCUUUGUGGAGGCGUCCCACUUCUGCUAGAAAUAAUUGGCUCGCAACUGGCCAUCAGUAGCAGAAACACAAAUAAUAAUAUAGUAUUAGAGUUGCUUAGAGAAGGGGAGGUGGUGGAAGAGGAAGAUAUAAGUGACAGAAUGGUUGAUUUUGUAUACCACAGAUUGUUACCCCCUGUUAAAGAAGCCUUUCUAGACAUCACAUCCUUGUUCUGUUAUUGGCCAAGGGAAGAAGUGGCAUACAUAGUUGGAGAAGAGGAGUUCAGAGCUCUUGAAGAUGCAACAUUUGUCAAGACAUCAAAAGAUGGUCGUGUGAUUGUUCAUGACAUUGUUCAAGCAAGAGGGAAAAAGAUGUCAGAACAAAACAGAGUCACAGACCCUGAGACUUUAUUGAAAUGUCUCAAAGACGAAGAGAAACUCAAAAAUUUAAGAGGCAUCUUUCUUAAUGAAAAAUAUGAGCACCCUUCAAUCGAAAUUAAUGAUGAACAUCUGAAGUGGAUGAGCAAUUCAUUAAGAGUGCUAUCUUAUCAAGGAUCACAGAUAACAUUCAGGGGGAAAUGUCACAAACCAUUAAGACAACUGAGAUACCUCCAAAUUGCAAGUGACAUUCCAGAUUUACCAAUGGAGUUUGAGAAACUUGAGCAUCUCUCCAUAUACAGGGGCCCAUUCAUGCCAGGCAUGAGUUUUAAUGAGUUUCCUCCCAGCUUGCGCGUAAUGACCUCACUAAACCUCACAAAGAUGCAUGCUUCUUCACAGAACAGAGUUGCAUAUUCUCAAAUUCCCGCCAAAGUCGCUCCAGAUUCUUCACUCGUAAAAUUAAGCUUAUAUGGUUUGAAAAAUAUGGAAAGGCCACCAGAUGGAAUGGAAAAUCUAACAAAGUUAGAGCAAUUAUAUUUAAGAGGUUGCCUUCAGUUGAGGGAAUUGCCUCCCAGAUUUGGGCAACUGAACAAUCUAAAAGAGCUGCGUCUAAGUCAGUGCCAAGAAUUGAAAGAGUUGCCUUCAAACAUUGGGCAACUGAGCAAUUUGACAUCACUGUAUUUAUAUGACUGCUCUGCAUUAAGUUUAUUGCCUUCCAGUUUUGGGGAUCUCAUUUCCCUAAAAACUUUGCAAUUGAGUUAUUGUUCCGGUUUGAAAAUGUUGCCUUCUAAUUUUGGGCAACUCAAAAAGUUGGAAGAGUUGGAUCUGAGACACUGUUACGGGUUAGAAGAAUGGCCAUUCAACUUGAGAGAUCUAACAGAGAUGAAGAAGAUGGUUUUGGUGGGUUGUUCUUUGAAACUGAAAGAAUCAUUACCUCAUCAUAUCAAAGAAAGUUGUUCUAUUCUAUUUGAUUAAACAAU
Molecule: messenger RNA, 2381 nt
Organism: Cryptomeria japonica (Japanese cedar)
Lineage: Eukaryota; Viridiplantae; Streptophyta; Pinopsida; Cupressales; Cupressaceae
Product: disease resistance protein TAO1-like
Exons: 5
Coding region: 1-2376 (791 amino acids)
Biological process (GO): defense response to fungus
Molecular function (GO): protein binding; ADP binding
Source: RefSeq, a predicted model, not a curated record